GGUGGGGAGGGGCUGGUCACCCCGUGGUGCCCUUAUAAAACUCAACGUUUAACCUACUCACGCCGGCUUGUGCCCGCCCUCACAGUGGGGCAUAUUUACGGAAUACACCACGCCGCCGUUGACCCUGACCACUGACCGAGCAACCCAACGUUCCUACCAGCUCCCUCCGCAGGAAUGUGUUUGUUGUACGCUAAAUGAUGUUGCUUGCUGCCGAUAACGACCACCGCUGGUUUUAGUGCGACCAACAACACAAGUGCACGCAGGCCUCGCUUUUUAACAGUCGCCCUGGGGGCCUCGAGUAACCGAACUGCUUCACGUAGUUUUGUGAAAUCGCGUGGGGUCAAUAUUCGUGGCCCAUGUGAAGAUUCGCCGUCACAAGCAACGAUACACUCCGCCGCUCCAAGACGCGGUUGACCUGGCUUUGGCACCUCAACGUGAAAUCGCAGUUGUUGCUCUGCAUCUAUAUCGGCCGUACGAAAUGAUAAUUAUAAAAGUACCAUUUUCUAUGGGAUUUACGCAUGGGGGGUCGCGUAAUUGUGCCAAAUGUUAUCGCCCUCGCCAGGUAUACAGGAGGUCGUGGGUCCGACCCUGACGCCUGCUGUAUAUUUGAAGUUUGCACGUCUCCCCGUGGUCGUGUGUAUUUUUCUCCGGGUCCUCCGGGUUUUUCCCUCCACAUUUAGAAUGCGUGUAGAGGAUUUGGCUGCUAUAAAUGUCCACACGAUAAGCCACUUCACUGGGCUAUCAUUUGUGGCUAGGUCGCGUCUGAAAAAUACCUAUGUAGCUCAGUGGGCCUUACCUGGUAAAAUAAACAUAGUUUAGUUUCAGAAAAUUUUUGCAAGAUCCUGCGAGUGUUUGGGACAUGCGCCAUUACGUUCACACGCCCCACGUUGUAGAACACAGACACGCACAGACAACUCGCCAAUACACCACAAACAAUUCACAAAUACUCCACAGACUACUCACAACAACAGCCGACAUUCGCAACUCAGUGGAGGUGACGUCACCACGAUGCUUGUGCCAGGCUAGGUGCACUUUGAGGCACACACAUCACAUACGGACGUGGAGAAACCAUUCCGUUUUAACAGUUAGCUCCUUCACGCCUCGAACCCUUGCGAACUGCUAGCGAGCACCACACAGACAUGGAGCAACAGAAGAGCUCGGACAUUGAGCAGCCCGUCAAUGGCAAUAACUUAGAAGACUCUGAUGAGGUGGUCUUUGUGUCUGCGGGGCUGCAAAGGCCAGUGGUUGCCUUCAUUGAGCUUUCGGACGAAGAGAGCAACUUGAACAAUCCCAACGAUGAGGGGAAGACGCCUGCCGCCGAGGAUCACGUGGACCGUGUCAAAGCGCGUGUGCAGAGCACACUGGAGCGUCUCGCCCGCAACGUGGAGGAGGACAAGGAGAGUCGGCGUGCGCACAACGAGCUGUUGCGCGUGCAGAGGGACUCGCUGCAGGCGCACGGCACCUACAUGCUGGGGCUGUGCCCACAGAACCCCGACAUGCAGGCGGCAAAGAAAUGCGUCGAGUACUACGCCAAGAAGCCCGCCCUGCGGCCAGGCAACCUGCACGCAAACAGGCGCCAGCAGGCGCCAGGCUGCCCAACUUAUUCUUCGUUCACCGAGGCCCUAAACUGCCCCAUAAAAAACUGCCUGCGCACCUUCGACAACCGCGCUCUGCUGCUGGGCCACAUGAAAAGGUUCGACCACUCACCCUGCGAUCCCUGCGUGAUGCUGAAGGGAGUACCGAUUGUGAAGUACGUGUGUGGCCCGUGCCAACGGAUGUUCUACUCCAUGGUCGAUUACGAGGUACACCUGCUGGAGAAGCUGAAAGAUGACUCAAGCUUGAGCAUCUGCCCCCCCCACAAGCCCGGCGCGUCCCCGCUGUCCUCCCGCCACUUCGCCUGCCCCGACUGUUUUCUGCUCUUCACGCUGCACGACCAGUGCCUGCAGCACAUGCAGCAGCAGGGCCACUUCCGGAGCACCUACCCCAUUGAGAAGCAAAAGGAGCCGUGCCCUAUCGUGUUCCCGGACUACGCGAAGAACAUGCUGGUGUCCCUGUGCCGGGAGGUGGAAUUUACGGUGACGUGCGUCUCCUGCGGGCAGGGACUGCGCAGCAACAAUCACGUCACGGAACAUUUCAGGUUGCGGUGCCAGGGCGGGUGGCCACUGGCACUGGCCAAGCAACCGGUGAGCGACGUGGCCAAGGUGUUCUGGGCAGCCGGGCGCUGCCUGCUGUGCGCUGGCCUUGCGCUGCUCACGGAGGACGACUGCGCCAAUCACGAGGCGGCCACGGGCCACCUGGUGUGGCGCAUCAACAACAUGCAGGUCGCCCUCAUCGCCUUCUGCUACUUCCGCUCGGGCGUAAACAGCGCCGCUGUCAACGACGGCAAAACCAGCAGCAGCAUCGGCAAAAACUAUGACGGAAAGACGGCUGGCUCACACAGUCCACAGCCCAGCACGUCAUCCACCGACACCGGUGCAUUUCCACAUCCCGCUUGCAGCAGCAACAACAACGACGACAAUGGCAGCGGUGUCGGAAACAUCAUCGGUGGCAGCAGCAGCAAGGCUGCAGGCGGCGGCAGGGCGACGGAGGCCCCGCAGUGGGUGUGCGAGUGCGGCAGCGUCCUGGCCACGGAGGACGAGGCCUUCGAGCACCUCGUGGCAACCAACAGCGUGCACUUCCGCUGCCUCGUGUGCCGUACGGUCUUCCUAGCCGAAAGCAUUGUGAGGCUGCACAUGAGCCGCACGCACGGCGGUGCGCACUUAUCCGACUACGAGCGCUGGUGCUGCUCGUGCCGCAUUGAGGUGCCCAGUGGACGCAACGGCAUUGCGGGCCACCUGCUGAACUACCACCCAGGCCACUCCUUCUACUUCGAGCGCCGCGGCGGUGACGACGACGAGACUCCGGCGACGGAAGCGACGGCGGCGCCAGAAUAUCCCGCGACAGAGCCGGCGCUCGGUGCAGCGGCUGGUGGCGCGCAGGGCUCGGAGGCGGCCGGCACGAGCGGGGCUUCCCCGCAGAAGGAUAACACCGUGGCCGUGAGGCCCAGGGACAGUGAUGAGCAGCAGAAGACUCUGAAACCGCCCAGGAAGAAGCACAAGGUUGCUGACAAUCGCGGGCCAAUUUACAAGUGCUGCUUUUGCAAGAAGGCAAGCUAUCUACUGGAGGCUAUUCAUGACCACCUGAAAAGUCACAUGCAGUCUAAUCUAUCCAAAAAGGGCCCGCACUACCUGGUUUUGUGUCCAGAGUGUCGAACGCAGCUGUUGCCAGGCAAAAGCACGUGCCAGCGCUGCGGGAACAGGGUCAGCGGCGGUGGGAGCAGCAGUAACAAUGGGGUUGGGAGUAGUGGUGGAGGUGGUUACCCCUUCUUAGCGGCCUACAUGAAAGUUCAGUUGGACUUGGAGCCCAAGCCCAUGCCAUUUGAGUUCACAGCGUCUCCAUCUCCGGAAAGCAGCCCCGACUCAAGCAAUCAGGAGCUCCCGGACGCCGACUACCUGAGCACCAUGUCACACGUUCUCCUCAUUGACCUGGACAACUGGCCCAACUUCUUUCAAAAACUCCCUGCGCAGCUGCAGACUGGCAUCUUCAUAUGGGGCUUCAAAGGCGGAAGCAACAAGUGGCAGCCACCCAGGGAUUGUGCCGCAUACCGUCAGCUGCAGCAGCAGGGCUGCUUUUUCCUACACCCGCAGUGCAGUGGGCGCAAGGACGCCGCCGACUUCGCCAUCUGCCUGCACGCCGGGCGCAUGGACGCGCAGCUGCCCAAGCACAUCCCCCUGUCCGUGCUGUCGGGGGACAAGGGCUUCAUGGAGGUCAAGGAGCAGUUUGCUCGCACGGGACGCCCGUCACACAUCCUCGACCCCCACAACACUGACGCCAAGCUGCUCUGCGCCCUCAUCAACAGCAUCUCAGACUCUGACAAUGCUGAUGAAGACCUCUAUUCAUACGUCCAGGCUAAAGACCCUGGUCCGCUCCUCUGCCCAGGACUGUCUUCACUGUUAGACGCCGAAGAGGAAGCUGAGCUGAGGGAGGCGUUGGCGCGCAGUCUGAAAGACAUGGGGUCCACGCAGUCCCCUCUUGCAUCCUAACCUCUCUGCGUGACCUGUCCCUCAGUUCACCUCAGAACCUUCAUUUGACCUUCCUUAAUUUUUUAAUGAGCAUUGAUUUUUGAUCAACAGACAGCGCUCUGCUUUGAGCUAUGACUAUUGUAUCAUCCACAUGGAAAGUGACAAAUCUUCAUUCUGAUUAUGCCAGUGUGCUCCAUUUAGGCAAACCAAACAAAAUAAAGACUGCAAAAUAAAAAAACAGAAAUUUUUUAAUGGUGUAACUGCUUGGCGAAAUGAGAUGAUUGCUUUUGUUUAUACUGGUAGGAACCUCCUGGUUACACCAGCCCACAGGGGAUUAUUGUGUCCGUCCGU
This is a messenger RNA of Lethenteron reissneri (Far Eastern brook lamprey), 4412 nucleotides long. It is a transcript of the gene ZNF451, whose product is annotated as zinc finger protein 451. NCBI's taxonomy places the organism in Eukaryota, Metazoa, Chordata, Hyperoartia, Petromyzontiformes, Petromyzontidae. The record is from RefSeq and is a predicted model, not a curated record.